ACGCCGCGCGCGCCGGGGCUAAGCCUUGCAAACUAGUGUCUGUGACCGUGUCCCUCGGCCCUCCGGCGGCCCUUCCUCGUGACGGGACUGGCUCCUUUAGACAAGAGGAAGCGAAGGAGACCCCUGCCACGUAGCCCGCUACUCGCCACUGUCACCCUCAGCUCGAAGUCCCGCGCGGGGGCCAGGGACUCGGCUCGGCUGCCAGGCGCGGCGACGCGGGUCGCGGCGUGAGCAGCUGCCGGGCUCUCGCCGAGCUGUUCUUGACAGAAUAAUUGCGUGAUUGUCCCCACCCCUGGGAGGGGUUGCCGGUACCGCGAGCUGCCGCACAGUUUGCAGCUCUCUCCUGGGAAGAUCCGCCACCAGGAGGAAGCAGGAGAAUCAACCUGGCCGAGGCGCAGAAGUGGCUGCUGAGGAAGCCGGCGCCGGGGCCGCCGCCUCGUGUCCCCUCGGGGCGCAGCUCGAGGAUUCUCGGGCCGGAGCGGAGGCGCGUCUGGAGCUUCGGGGGCGGCUGGACUGAGCGCGCGGCUGGGCGCACAGUCAUCUGGGGGUCGGCCGGUCUGUCACCCGCGCCCCGCGGGGUCCUGGAGCCCCAGGACGCCGGCUAGAAGCGACGGAGGACCGCUGCCGCGGGGUACAAGCGAGCAACGUCCCUCUCCAAAGCGGAUUCUGCUAUGACAGUUGGGUUCCUCAAGAGAUUAACCUGGGUGUCCUCGGGAAAGUUGUCGCCGAGCCGAGAGCCCUUGUAGGGGCCGCGGCGCCGCGGCUCGGGGAGCGGUCGUGGCUCGGUGGGGCCCGCACGGCCGGGGGGCUUCUGGGGGUGUGCGCCCCCAGCCGGCUGCCCUCGUGGAUGCCUCCCGGCGGCGGCGGGCCCAUGAAAGACUGCGAGUACAGUCAAAUCAGCACCCACAGCUCCUCUCCGAUGGAGUCGCCCCACAAGAAGAAGAAAAUUGCGGCCCGGAGGAAAUGGGAGGUGUUCCCGGGAAGAAACAAGUUCUUUUGCAACGGGAGGAUCAUGAUGGCCCGGCAGACUGGCGUCUUCUACCUGACGCUCAUCCUCAUCCUGGUCACUAGCGCACUCUUCUUUGCCUUCGACUCUGGAGAGGAAGACGUGCCACUUGGUCUCCAGGAUGAACUCGUCACACUGGCUUCCUGCUGUCCAUACCUAGCAGUGAAGAUCACCCCCGCCAUCCCUGUGGUUGGUGGCAUCCUGUUCUUCUUUGUGAUGGGGACCCUGCUUCGUACCAGCUUCAGUGACCCCGGAGUCCUCCCACGAGCCACGCCUGAUGAAGCCGCUGACCUGGAAAGGCAAAUAGAUAUCGCAAAUGGUACCAGUUCAGGGGGGUACCGCCCACCUCCCAGAACCAAAGAAGUCAUCAUCAAUGGCCAGACAGUGAAACUUAAGUACUGUUUCACCUGCAAGAUUUUCCGGCCCCCUCGCGCCUCCCACUGCAGCCUGUGCGAUAACUGCGUAGAACGGUUUGAUCACCACUGUCCCUGGGUAGGCAACUGUGUGGGGAAAAGAAACUACAGAUUUUUUUAUAUGUUUAUUUUAUCCCUGUCUUUUCUGACAGUCUUUAUAUUUGCAUUCGUUAUCACCCACGUCAUUCUUCGUUCACAGCAAACAGGAUUCCUCAAUGCCCUUAAGGACAGUCCUGCAAGCGUGCUGGAGGCCGUGGUGUGCUUCUUCUCCGUCUGGUCCAUCGUUGGCCUCUCAGGUUUCCACACGUACCUUAUCAGCUCCAACCAGACCACAAAUGAAGAUAUUAAAGGAUCUUGGUCAAAUAAAAGAGGUAAAGAAAAUUACAAUCCAUACAGCUACGGAAAUAUCUUUACAAAUUGCUGUGUUGCCCUAUGUGGGCCCAUCUCACCAAGCCUGAUUGACAGAAGAGGGUACAUCCAGCCUGACACCCCACAGCCAGCAGCACCCUCCAAUGGGAUCACCAUGUACGGGGCCAUGCAGUCACAGAGUGACAUGUGCGACCAAGACCAGUGCAUUCAGAGCACCAAAUUCGUUUUGCAGGCCGCAGCCACACCCCUGCUGCAGAGCGAGCCUAGUCUCACCAGCGAUGAGAUGCACCUCCCAGGGAAGCCAGGCCUGGGCACGCCAUGCACCAGCCUGACACUGGGCCAGCCCACACCACCCUCCUCUAUGCCCAACCUCACCGCCGAGGCCACGCUCUCGGACAUUCUCCCCCUGAAGGAUGAGCACGGGGGCCACCAGUUCCUGACUCCAGAUGAGGCGCCCUCACCACCCAGGAUGCUGGGAGCGGGCAGCCCUCUGACCCAUAGCCGCACCAUGCAUGUGCUAGGCCUGGCCAGCCAGGACUCUCUACAUGAAGACUCUGUGCGCGGCCUGGUAAAGCUCAGCUCCGUGUGAUCUGCAGGUGGCCCUGAGACCACAGGGCUCCUCCGCAGGAAGAGGGAGCCAACAGAGGCUGUGCCCGAAGCAGGGCGAUGACAGCCCCAGGCCUGGGUACAAAGACAACUGUGAAAGCCAACACACUCCUGUCUGAUAACAAAGAGCAAGGAGGCCCCAGAUCCUCUGAGCUUAAUUUUAUUUGAAAUUUCUUCUCUACCCUGAGCACUUUGACAGGAAAAUGAACACACAGAGAAGUGGCUAUUUUCAGGUAUUUGGGCUCUGCAGGGUGGGCCUGGGGAGGAAGGACCCUCACUGGGCAGAAGGAGCUGGGUGGAAAAGAAGCUUGCCUGGAUGCUGCACUGCCUGGAUGCUGCGCUGUCUGCUGCCCUUGGGACAGAUGCACAGAAGGUUCCUGAUACAGAAGUGGCCAGACUGAAAUUGCACUUAAGUGUUAUGCUACUAACAUUUGAAAGAGACAUGUCAUUUCAUUUGUUAAUUUUUUUUAAAUCCUAAAAGGGAAAAAAAAUACCCAAGCAGAUGUGGAUUUGCAUGCCACGCUACAGUCUGUGUUACAGUGGUGUUGGUAUUCCAAAGAAGAUACUGCUUUCUUCUUUCUUUCUUUCUUUGCUUCUCUCUUUCUUUCUUUCUGUCUUUCUUUCUUUUUUUCAGUUUUGUGAAUUUCCAAGUGCUGUUUUGUGAGAAGACAGCACAACAGACCAAGCCUUGUGGGCAGCACCACCGUCUGCUUACCUAGUUCGUUGGAUGGGAAGUGGCGGUGCCCGGGCUGUGGAGGCUGCAGGUUCAUCCUGUCCAGGACCAGUUAACCUUCUGUCCUGUAGUUAGAUGAGGUAUUGUGUUGUGCCACCCACUGCAGUCUGCACCUCCUUGUGUGAUGAACUUACCCUGGACAGCCAAUAAAAUGAUGUCCUCUGUUA
Messenger RNA from Cavia porcellus (domestic guinea pig), 3294 nucleotides. It is a transcript of the gene Zdhhc14, whose product is annotated as zinc finger DHHC-type palmitoyltransferase 14. The transcript has 10 exons. The record is from RefSeq and is a predicted model, not a curated record. Gene Ontology annotation, molecular function: protein-cysteine S-palmitoyltransferase activity. Gene Ontology annotation, biological process: protein targeting to membrane; peptidyl-L-cysteine S-palmitoylation. Bases 848 to 2377 code for a protein of 509 amino acids. NCBI's taxonomy places the organism in Eukaryota, Metazoa, Chordata, Mammalia, Rodentia, Caviidae. Gene Ontology annotation, cellular component: Golgi apparatus; endoplasmic reticulum.